ACGAGGUAUCCAUGCUUAUUGUGACUGCUCCUGGAGGAUGUGGCAAGACCACUUUGGCAACAAAGUUUUGUCAAGAUCAAGACGUCAAAGAUAAAUUCCAGAAGAACAUUUUCUUCGUCACUUUUUCUAAAAAGCCCAACUUGGAGCUUAUUAUGAAAGGGUUAUAUGAACAAAAGGGUUAUCCAGUACCUACUUUCCAGAAUGAAGCAACUGAUCCAGUGAAAUGGCUGAAAAAAGUUGAGAUGGAAAAAGAGGAUGAUCCUUUAUUGUUGAUCUUGGAUGAUGUUUGGUCCGGAUCAGAAUCUCUUCUUGGGAAGUUUGAGUUCAGAAUGUCAAAUUACAAGAUUUUAGUGACAUCGAGGUCUGAAUUUCCGAGAUUUGGUCCUUCAUAUCAUCUACAACUAUUGGAUGAUGACAAUGCUAUGGAACUUUUUCGUCAGACAGCAUCCUUGGGAGACAAGAGCUCUCAUAUUCCAAAAGAUCUUUCAAAAGAGUGGCCGGAAGAUCACUUUGCGGGCAACCUGAAGAAAUGUGGCGAAGUAGAGUAGAUGAAUGGUCAAAAGGUUCUUCCAUUCUUGAUUUUGAGAUGGAAUUGCUGCUUCGGCUCCAAAGCAGUGUAGAUGUCUUGGAUGAUGCAAUGCCUAAUGUCAAAGAAUGUUUCUUAGACCUAGGUGCUUUUCCUGAAGAUGCUGAAAUCAAAGUUACAGCUCUCAUUGAUAUGUGGUCAGAGUUGUAUGAUCUAGAGAAAGAGACAUCAUGCAUUGCCAAACUCUAUGAACUCAACAAUCGCAAUCUAGCUCUUCUAUAAGAAUCAGAAGGGGAUAAGGGUUUGGAAGUGGUACAUGAGGCAAUUGAUUACAGCAAAUACGUUGUUAGGCAGCAUGAUUUGCUAAGAGAACUGGCUAUCUACAACUCUAAACGGGGUCCCAUGCAGCAUAGAGAAAGACUGGUUAUAGAGAUAUGCGGAAACAAUUUUACCAAAUGGUGGAGACAACAAAAAUAUCCAUACAUGAAUGCUCGCCUUGUAUCAAUCUCAACUGAUGCAGAGUUGUCAGUGAAAUUGCCAAACUUGCAAUUACCAGAGGCAGAGGUUCUAGUCUUGAAUUUUCAAUCAAAAACGUCCUAUGCCUUACCCGAAUUUGUGGAGCGAAUGGACAAACUCAAGCUGCUGCUUGUCAUAAAUUAUUCUAGCCUUUGUGAAGAAUUGGAUAAUUUUCACCUACUGGGAUCCUUAUCAAAUCUUAGGAGUGUCAGAUUAGACGGCAUAAAUUGUUCUUGCAUAACCAAGAGUCCAGUACAAUUGAAGACUGUAUACAAAUUAUAUUUGAGAGAAGGUAGAUCUUUCGGCGAAAAUCCUUUGGGAUCAUC
Fragaria vesca subsp. vesca is the source of this 1368-nucleotide messenger RNA. Its product is annotated as probable disease resistance protein At5g66900-like. The coding region runs from base 12 to 548 and encodes 178 amino acids. Gene Ontology annotation, biological process: defense response to fungus. Lineage: Eukaryota; Viridiplantae; Streptophyta; Magnoliopsida; Rosales; Rosaceae. The record is from RefSeq and is a predicted model, not a curated record. Gene Ontology annotation, molecular function: ADP binding. The transcript has 5 exons.